Messenger RNA from Cydia pomonella (codling moth), 1460 nucleotides. Its product is annotated as 27 kDa hemolymph protein-like. The record is from RefSeq and is a predicted model, not a curated record. The transcript has 7 exons. NCBI's taxonomy places the organism in Eukaryota, Metazoa, Arthropoda, Insecta, Lepidoptera, Tortricidae. The coding region runs from base 119 to 1048 and encodes 309 amino acids.
GUUAAAUGUGUCAUUGAUGGUACGUAAGUACGUAUAUAAGGUGCCCUCGGGAGCAGAUGCUUCAGUAUCUGCCGCUGCGUAGCCUCAUAAAACGCACACGAAUAUUUGAAGCUCUAAAAUGUUGUGGAAACUCUUCUACGUCGCUACACUAGCUGUAGGUGUGUUCGGACGCACCACGUUUGAUGGUGUUUCGAAUAUGUACAACUAUGACCCAUAUGAUGAGUAUAGUGAAAUACUCGCCACAGAAUAUUGUAAGGCCAGUCAUGCUGAGCAAAAGAUCUCAGAAGUUAAGUCUUCCAUAAAAACGUUCGCAAGCUGUUUCCUCAGCGUGUUUGAUACUGCUACUAUUAGCGCCGAUUUUGAGGUGGCACAGGCCAGUGGAUCUUAUGACGCAGUAAUCAGGAAGUACUGUACUAAAGCACCACAGCUGAAGGAAUGUGCUCGCGGGCUGGUCGAAGGCAUGAGUCCAUGCUUACCGGCCGAAAGUACUGCCACGGGGCUAAAGAGCACCAACACACUGAUCGACUUCGUUUGCGACAACGAUGGCGCGAGGGUUUCCUCAUUUGUUAAAGAAGGAGGCCCUCAGUGCAUUAAAGAGAACCAAAUUGAUAUGGCAUUUUGCCAAGAAGCCAUGAAGUCCAACGCCACUAAACUUAUGGAGAAAUAUGGAGGUGGAGUGGCCGGCUCACUGGCAAUACCUGAAAAGGAGAGGUGUACUCUCACGGACCAGGGUUUGAUGUGUCUGGUGAACGUGCUAAAGGGCUGCUCAAACCCCAUCCCCGGAAGAUUGGGUCAGGAGUUCCACGAUGUCUACUUAGAGAGCAUGUCCUGCUCUGAGGUAACACAAGAGCAUCAAACAGAAGUUGUAGUAGGGAAAGUAGAUGUUGCUCAGAUGAUAUCGGGUCCAGUAAUAAGCGAAGACGUGGAGCAACUGAAGAAAAAGAAGCUGGAAUUAGAAGUACGGAUUGCGGAACUAGAGAUGUGGAACAGAGAAAACGAACUGAACGUACAGCAUACUGUCCUCACUUCGGACAUAAAGAAGAAUUGAAGACCCGUUGUAGCUUAAAUACAUACGAAGAUUACGAAGUCCCUGGUAUUUAUAGAAGGGCACUACAAAGUUGCAUAUCUAAUUUUGACGCUAACUUUGUAGUAAAGUAAAACACUGGCAAAGUGAGUUUUUUAAAGGUUUUCUUGUACUUAAUUAACUAUCUAAUAUUUUGCUAUCAUUGCAAGUAUAACUUGCAUACCUAAGUUAAUAUUCAUAUUUCUUUAACGUCUUUUAAACAUCAGAUUAUUUUUUUUGCUGUAAUUUUUUUUUGCAAAGUAGGCAAAUGAAUGUAUUGUUUUUUUUUCAUAAAGGCUAUAAAACGAAAUAUAUAUUUCUAAUAUAUCGAAUGCCUUACGAUUAGGAGCCCCGUCUAACAGCAUCUUUAUCCAUGAAAUAAAAUGGAAUAUCUCUA